Messenger RNA from Amblyraja radiata (thorny skate), 6691 nucleotides. It is a transcript of the gene klf7b, whose product is annotated as Kruppel like factor 7b. The record is from RefSeq and is a predicted model, not a curated record. The transcript has 4 exons. Gene Ontology annotation, biological process: regulation of transcription by RNA polymerase II. Gene Ontology annotation, molecular function: RNA polymerase II cis-regulatory region sequence-specific DNA binding; DNA-binding transcription factor activity, RNA polymerase II-specific. NCBI's taxonomy places the organism in Eukaryota, Metazoa, Chordata, Chondrichthyes, Rajiformes, Rajidae. The coding region runs from base 542 to 1369 and encodes 275 amino acids.
CGCUGUGAUUGACAGGAGCUGCCCACUGCUCUCCCCUCAGCUGGCUGCGUUCACUGUGUUUCUCCCCCUGCCAGUCUACCCCUUUGCUUUGCAGCCCAGUGGUGCCUUCUGCUAAAGAGGCAGAGGGAGAGAGAGGGAGAGAGAGAAAAAAAAUUAAAGCAAGGAUUGCAAAGGAGAAGCAUCGCCAAUGCGGAAAUACAUGGACAUCACAUGUCCCCGAGUCCAUUCUUGUCCAAAGAUCUGCUAGCGUUGGAGUCUGCAGAAGGAUUGCAAUCAAAGAUAUUGACUUUCCAAUUUAUUAUUGUUUUUGGAGAGGUUUGCUUUGCAUUGCCUGGAUGACCAAAGACUGGCUGCUUUUUGGGUGCUAAUUGCAGCGGGAUCCGAUCUGCUCCUCAUUGUCAUCAAUAAUCACCCCCUUCUCCCUUUCCCCUCCCUCCCCCCCCCCCCUUCUCGCCCUUUCCCUUCUCCCCCCCCCCCCUCCCCCCCCCCCCCCUUCCUCGCCCACCCCCCCCUUUCCCAUUUCUCCAUCAUCAUCAUCAUCAUGGAUGUUUUGGCGAAUUACAGUAUAUUCCAGGAGCUGCAACUUGUCCACGACACUGGUUAUUUCUCUUCGCAGCCUUCUUUAGAGGAAAACUGGCAGCAGACAUGCUUGGAGUUGGAGCGAUACCUUCAGACGGAGCCCAGGAAGCUGUCGGACCCUCUGCUGGAGUGCGUGCUGAGCGCCUCCUCGGCGAUCAGCGGGGAGGAGGAUCUGUCGGACACUCUGCAGCCCCUCGAGCUGAGGAAGCACCCGGACAGAAGCCACCUGCCUUCGACCCCCACCUCGCCACACAAGCUCCCGCCAGAGGCACCCUUCACCCUGCAGACCACAGCGGAGCCACCCAUCGAUCCCCCCGCCCUGGUUAACCCGGCCCAGCUCAACGCCGUCACAUCGCUCACCCCUCCUUCCUCGCCCGAGCUGGGCAGGCACCUGACCAAGCCGCCCCACCUCCCGGUGGCCGACGGCGGGCCGGUCAAGGCCGUCCAGAGGAAGGCAGGCCUCGGCCUGGUCAAGGGCCUGACCAAGGGCGGGCAGGGCGAGCUGGAGAUCUCCCCUGACAACAAGAAGAGGGUCCACCGCUGCCAGUUUAAUGACUGUCGGAAAGUUUACACCAAGAGCUCACACUUGAAGGCCCACCAGAGGACGCACACAGGUGAGAAGCCCUACAAGUGUUCCUGGGAAGGCUGUGAGUGGCGAUUUGCAAGGAGUGAUGAGCUGACCCGACACUAUCGGAAGCACACGGGAGCCAAGCCCUUCAAAUGCAACCACUGCGACAGAUGUUUCUCCCGGUCGGAUCACCUGGCCCUUCACAUGAAGAGACAUGUCUGAGCCGAGGGUAGGACCCACAGGACAGGCAUGACUGUUAACGGGAGACGGACUUCUUUGCGAAGAGCACAGACAUACGGUUGCCUUAUUGCCAUGUUGCAGUGAGCAUGUGUGCAUACACACCCGUGCGCGCGCACUCUUAACUCCAGAUGCAAACACAACACACUCUCUCUCUCUCUCUCUUGGCCUUGCCUUACCCAGUCGAUUAGACACUGCCAAACAGUUGCUGAUUUACAAUGCAUUUGGAUUUCUGUUGCCAUGGAAACCAAAGGGGAUUACAAACCUGACACCACUUUGCCAAGCGUUUGCUGUGUGGACGCAUCCAUCACCCGGCCUCCUGACUGUGGAUUCCAACAUUCUCUGCUCCGCUCCACAUACACACCGGCCAACGGCAGGCUUCAGAAGACUGACUGGCAGGAGUUGCAAAUGGAAGCAAUGGUGAUGGCGACCAGGGUAUGGCAUCGGCUCUGCACAAUGCCAACUUCUUGUGGACUUCUCCGUGACUGUUGUGACUGUUGCAGGACGGGACACCCGCUUGGGCAUGCUCUGAAGGGAACAUCUUAAUGCUGAAGUCGAAGGUCGCUGACAGGCCAUUCCCACAAUCCCUCCACUACCCCUUUCCUCAACCUUCCUCACGCACAUGAAACGCCCCGGAACAGUGGGCAGUCCCCGGUGACAUCCCGACCCGGCCACACUUCCCCAAGUGCUGCUCCGAAAACUCUGGGCUGCGCUGGGCUGCGCUGGGAUGGGAUGGAUGUGGAUGGAUGACUUAACAAAUGUCUGGCUGAUAAAUGACCCAGGCUGUGUAGACAGCUUCUAAUAGGUGGGAGGGGAGGAGGAGGGCUUGCUGAAAACGCUCAUUCAAGGGGAUUUCAACCUCUGCCUCUAUUUGUAAAGGGCAAUGCUUAAUUGACCAUUGUGGAUUAGGGGCCUGUUGCCAUUGUAACUUUAAAGGAUACUGCCCUCCCCUCCCUUCUUCCCUUUAAGUAACACGUGUUCCCGUUGUGAUGCUCCAACCUUUGGUUGAUGUGCCAACACAUCCAACCUCUCUCCUAUCUCUGGCCUCCUCGCCUUCUCCCUUUCCGUUUCGAUCGGAAGCACGGUGACUAAGUCAGUUUCUGAUGGCAACGGCGUGCCAAGUCAAGCCCCCCCACCCCCCCCCCCUUCAGCUGCCUGCCUUGUGUCAACGGUGCACAGCUCAAGGCCACCCUGGCAAACCAAAGAAUGGGAUAAACAACCAGCAUCGAGGAACACCGGUCCCUUCUCCCAACCACACCUCCACAGGCCUUCCCACACAUCACUGGUUACACCAUGGAUAUUCACUGCACUGUUGGAACCAGGGACUUGUUUGGUGCCCACUGACCCGCCCACUAGAGUUGAAGGGAACACAGUGACUCCCAGCCUACCCGGUCUUAACACCUGGCCCGAGUCUUCCACCAUUCUUGUGGCCUUGCCUUGGUCAAUAAACACCUGGUAUCAUGAUAGCCAUGCUGCUGUUGAUGGGAAGAGUGUUCCCUGAUGAACGUUUCUAAUGGAAGGGAUAGGGUAGAUGGCUUUCAGGGAGGUGCCUAGCACUGGGUAAUUCCUUGCAAUGGGUAAGACAUUGGGUCACAGUUUGACCAGAUCCUUGGUCAACUGGGCUUGUGUCGGCUUUUCUGUUUGUCGAACCCAACUGCGCCAACCCCAUCAAUAGUAGAUGGAGAGGAGAGAGCUAUGGCCAAGAAUCCUUCCUUCCAAUUAAUGAACCAGAGGUGAGCCAUCGUCCUUGCUAACUGGGAAAGAGAUGUGUGUAAAAUGCUAAGGUACCUGUGCAUCAUAGCAGGAAUUAAAUGAUAAAGCCUGUUCCACCCUCAGCUUUCAUUAACCUCCCUGUAUCCGGGCUACCAGACUACUUUCUUUUUGACCGCUGGGUUAUGCCUUGCCCCAAAGUUAGACCCACUAGAUCUGAACCAUGGUGCGUGGGCAGUUUACUGUGGCUGGACUCUCCUCAACACAACUCACACUUGCUAGGUGUUACCAACGAGAGUCCGCAAGGGCCCUGCCUCACUGAGAAUCGUGCCUUACCUAAGUGCAGGUCCCAGACUGCCGCCCCUCAUCCACGGAGGCAUCAACCUACAAGGCACCCAGCAGACCUCCAGUUGUUCCCCUUAACAGCUCUUCUGGAGGCUUCGACCAUUCUCAGCUUGGCCAGCCACUCACGAUAACCAUCAAACAGUAAGGGACACACACGCACCUUGGAUAUCCCAGUAAGGUCUACCUUCACCAACCAUGUUCCAUUCUUACUGGCUUAGUUUGUUUCUGGGGUAUGGGAGGGGAGGGGAGGGGGAUUCUUUCAAUGUAGAUUAUGAGGGGGGGGAAACACAACUGGCUGGCAUUUUUUUUUUUUAAAUUGACACUUUAAUUUCCCUUUGGAGACCUGAACCAUGCUGAAUAUAUCCAAACGGGCAAGUUGUAUUUGUUUUUGAAAGUAUCACUUUGUUUCACUGAACAAUGAUUGGAACUCUUUCCUGGACAUUUUCAGUAGCUCAGAAAUCUGAACACCAGUGUUUAUUAUAUUGUAUAGAUUGAAUAUUUAUUGUGUUUCCUCUCUCUCUGCCUCAUGUUAUCUAUGUCUUAUUCUGUGUGGUUAUUUUCCCUCUCUGAUCCGCCAAAAUAUCACCCACAACGUCGCCGAGAAAGGCGAAAGUUUUGCCCAAACCUAUCAUCAUUUUGCAAACUGCUGGAGGUGACUGAGAACCAUUGCAAGUUUGGAAAUGGAGGAUUUGGUUCAUUAAUUGUCCACCUCUCAUUGUUCUCACCCCAUUCCAUUGAGAUACUUCCCUUUUUGUAACUGAAUAUAUAUUAUUUUUCUUUUGGAAGUCAAAUCCAGCCUGUGUUUGGACAGAUCCUUCCGGAUGGAUUUGUGCAUUCCAUCAAUCCAAGAUUUUGAUUGGAUAUUUACUCUAUCAAGUAGUCACACUGAUAGAGCCACAACACGAAAAUGCCCAAUCGGAUCGAUUAGAUUUCAGUUGCCAUGAUAACCAGUUUAAAUGGCGAUUGGUGAUUUUCACUCCUAGCUCAUUGCACUUGCAAGAACCCUGAGCUCGUGGCUCAGUUGGGUCUGUGCAUCAACACUGUCGAUGGACAGUCCGCAGAGUGAGUGAAGCACUGGCCACCAUUGUUGAGUGGUGCACUCCAAGCAGAAUUGCUGGUGCACCUCCAGGGCAUUAGCACUGGGAACUUGCGUCUCAAUCAUUUCCCCAGGUGGGAGGGAGGGGCAGUCGGGGCUGUCAUGUACUGUUAUAUCUUCUCACUUUCCUGGUUCCAAAUAUGCCAAUUGUGCCGAAUGUUCCCUUCAAGCCGUUCAAUGCCAAUGGCCUGUUAUUAAUGGUGUUUACUCCUCUCCCUCAAACCCUGGCUUCCAAGUCCUGGUGUUUGGCUGGUUCCCGAUGAUUAACCUAGUAUUGAAGCCAAUGUAACCGUGUGGCAUGGGGAUGGGGGGGAUAGUAGUUCACAACAAUGUCUAUCCAGCCCUUACCCACCUGUCCUCCUCAGUCCAAAGCCACACACUAUUCCUCCCUUCUGAGAACACUUGUGCUGCUGUCUGCUCCCCUCCUGCAGCCUUACUACAGAAGCAGCAGUGGCGUUUUAGAGUUACGACAGGAUUUGACCAGAAGGCCCCAAUUACUUGAGCCUGCCCUCGGCUCAGCAUCUUCCUGAUGCCUUCCAUCUCUGGAUCAUGCACGUUGGUUCAUGAGCCUUCCCUUGUCAACACUCCAACAUGCCCAAUGGAAGCCCUGUGUUACUGCAGAUGGGCCCGAGUUACAGAGAGCCCAGAUAGCAAAAUGCCCUCUGCCUCACCCUUAUUGGCUCCUCCCCUCCCACCCCAACACUUGGCAUCCUUGCAAACCCUCGGCUCCGUGAGGUAACAGGACAGUCGAUGUUGUCCACUGAAUCUGAGGUCUACCAUUGCCUGCUGACUGCCUUCCACUAGAAAGUGGAGAUCAAGCACAGUCACUCACGGUGACCUCUGACCUGCAGCACCGUGGUUGCCAAUUCUGGUCCUUCAUACUCCUUGACCUUUGCCACGUGAUCGGCAAACAUCCUGCCACUGGUCACUUGAUUUGCCCAUCCUCACUGUACACCAGUUGUGCUGGCCACUUGGAAACUGGACAAUGGUUUCUGAAACUGUCCGGGCCACUUCUUGCCUUGGUCGAGCAUCCUCUCCAAUUCCCCUUAAUUUACCAAUACCAGGCAAUGAAAAAUUCCAAAGACAGUUAAUGAUUUACUCUACCCUUUGACAUUUCCGCAGAUAUUUGCAUGCAACAGUCUCCCAAAGAUCUAGUUCCUGCAGUUGAGCUUCAUGCCUGAUUAUCCUCACAGGGCAAGGCUCCAAUUUCAAUGGGAGAAGGUUGCCUCCUCCCUGUCGUUGGAGGGCAGGGGUGAGGUGGUGAAUGGCAAGCAAUGGUCUUGCCCUCCUUUUCUCCGGGUCCUGUAACCCUGCCUACCAGCAGUGUAGCCAGCCCAAAGAUGGGAGAGUGAUAUACAGCAGGCACUGGUCGGGGCCAGGCCUAACCUCGAUAAAUAUAAUGUUCACAAUAGCAAGCUUGUUAAUUGAGAGCAACUAUUAUAUUCAUGUGUAAACACUGAUCUACCCCUCGUGUCUCUGCCCUCUCCAAUUUCCUGCCUUUGAACUAUAACAACAAAGCCUAAUAUGUAUCCAAGGCGACCUUCUUGGAAUUGUCUUAGGCCAAACUCUAGUUGAAAAUAUGUCUCCUGUGUUCUGGUGCAUAAUUCUUUAAUGCCAACGUAAGGCUUUACAUUUAUAAUCGAGGGAUCAAAUAUAACCACGUCUUUCAGCUGUUUAAUUGUGUUUUUAUUAUUGGUAUGGAUUAGGGUCAGUUCUAUACAGGGUACCUACUCCACUCUGACUCCUGUUUCUAUAUAUUUUCUGUUUCCUUGUCCUGUUACUUUACUUUGGGUUAGUUCUUUUAUUUUGUGUGUCUAUGUGUUUGCAUUGGAGGGUUGGGACAUUUGUUUGGAACGCGAAGCAACUCUAUCUGCAGGAGUCUGGCUGUGCGCGUGUGUAUAAAAUAUGGUUCUUUUCCUGUGCUUAUAGCGGCUCCUGAGGGAGGUCAUUGUUCAGUUCCUGGAACAUUCAGGGCAAUCCCAGAGGGUCGGUAACCCUACCCUGUGAUGAUGGAGAAAAAUUGAGAUGUAGAGUUUAUCGUAACUCUGAAAUUUCUGCUGCACACCCCCCCCCCCCCCCCCCCCUCCCCCCUUACUAUUUCCUGGCAAUCCUCCCCUUCCCUUUGGUGCACCCCAUGUAUGGCAGCUGAAAUAAUU